UGUUAUCGUCUCUUCGUAGAUGAUUUGAGUUUUGUGGAUAUCUUUUGCACGUCCCGCCAGGAACUGCCAACCCCACUGUUAGCGGCGAUGAAAAGUUUAAAACGGCAAAAGGAUAUGCAGGAGAAAGUCCUUGGUUCGUUUUGGAGGGUUCAAAGCCUCCAAUAUGCCGCGAACUAAUGGACAACUUUUGCUUGCCGAACGAGCAAGGGCCUGGAAGAAAAGUCUUCACUUACUCGCUACCCAGGACUACUACUUGGAUCCUUGUCUUCCAAGCUUCGAUUCGGCCCCGGAGAUGUCUGGUCCGCAGGAGAUUCAACGACCGAGCACGCUAAAUACGAGGCUAGGGACGCUGAGGCCAGAGCACUGCUUUUUUUUUCCGUUUUCCACCCAAAAAAGCCAAGUGGUGGAGUCUCCAAUCAGAGCUCACUGGAUGGAGCGCAAGUCCAUGGGUCAUAACUGGGUAUCUGUCCCUUUAGGAUCAAACCUUUUGCAUCCUCAAAAUGAGCGACAAAUGAAGCCAAGGGGAGAUUCUGUCAUUUGCUUUUUUCAGGCCUGUUGGAUUGGCUCAUUGCCAUUGGUGCUUUUUCGCCAUUAUGCCUGUCGAAAGGACUGGUUUGAGCAUCAUCUUGAGGUCCUCAGAUCGAAUGACAAGAGCUGGACAGCUGCGGGACCAAGACUGGUUGAGCUGAUCACAUCAUCGACAGUUAUGGCCCCACCAGUCAUGAAAGACAGGACAGCUUGAGAGCAUUAAAUCCAUCUUUGAUUAUGCAGUAUAGUCAUACGAUGGACUCAACUUGGAUUGAAUUGCAACAAUUCAAUGGAACCAUCAUCUUCAGUGUCAUUUGUGCUAAGAGGGAAGAACACAACUGAUGUCGUGCAAAGUAUUAGAUCAAUAUAGAUCACGUGAUAUACACCGAAUAUCAGCUGUCCUACAAUCAAUCAACGUUCUCUUGGCCCUCAUUCAUUGACAUCUGGAUUGGAAAUGCACAUUAGGAGGAUCCUCCUACUACCUACAACCCAUCUUUGAGCUCAAACAUUUGACUCUCUAACUGUUACUGAACAACAGAUACGCUCAGCAAACUCGCCAAUAAGCCUGAGGGUGGUAUGUGCAAAUCACCUUCCUUUUUCUGUGCAUAU
Aspergillus novofumigatus IBT 16806 is the source of this 1137-nucleotide messenger RNA. RefSeq lists its product as uncharacterized. The transcript has a single exon. The record is from RefSeq and is a predicted model, not a curated record. NCBI's taxonomy places the organism in Eukaryota, Fungi, Ascomycota, Eurotiomycetes, Eurotiales, Aspergillaceae. The coding region runs from base 164 to 742 and encodes 192 amino acids.